Messenger RNA from Branchiostoma floridae (Florida lancelet), 2919 nucleotides. Its product is annotated as tetratricopeptide repeat protein 22-like. The transcript is spliced from 6 exons. Gene Ontology annotation, molecular function: protein binding. The record is from RefSeq and is a predicted model, not a curated record. NCBI's taxonomy places the organism in Eukaryota, Metazoa, Chordata, Leptocardii, Amphioxiformes, Branchiostomatidae. Bases 234 to 1874 code for a protein of 546 amino acids.
GUGUGAGAUAGUCCCGUAGAACAGGUUGGACCAGCCUUGGCUGGGUGGAGGCAUAGCUAGAAUGGAAUGGAACAUUACAACCAAGCUGGCGAUGUGAAGACAUCUUUAACAACGAGACUGCUGCCCCGAAUUCUUAUCCAUCGACUGUAACGACGACGUCAGACUCCGAGUCGAGAGGACGAGAGAGCAGACAGCGCCAGUCAGGCAUGGUCUAAGCACAUAGAAACGGCGCCAUGACUACAACAAAGCAAGCCGUGCCGGAGUUUGUCGCCGGACAUUUCAACCUGGACUGGAGUCUGGACAGGGACAGCGACCACGUGCGCCGCCCCAGGGGCAGGUACGAGCUCAAGUGUCUGUAUGAGGAUCUCCGGCAAGACGCAGAGACUGAAACGGGAACAGUGAAGCUUGCCGUCCUGAACGUGAUGGGAGUCCUCGCCUACCAUCUUGAGGACACGCAGUCCGCCAAGCUAUACUUCGAGACGGUGCUAGAGGAGGACUCCGCGAACGUGAACGCGCUGAAGAACAGCUGCUAUCUCCUCAGGAAGACAGACAGGUACGAGGAGGCAGAGACGUUCGAGGACAGCGCCAGAGCGGCGAUAGGACAAACUGACGCCGAGACUGAUCAUGAAACGGUGUCGCUGGUCGAGGCGAGAGCAAUGGCCGAACUCGGCUACGCAUGCGCGCUGGACGUUUUCCACGCUAGAACCCAAGAUGAUCUCAUCCAGGUGUUCGAGAGAUCGAACGGCUACUACAACCGGGCCCUUCGGAUGGGGAAAGAAAACGUGACGUCAUCAGAGCAGAGCCAAUGGCUGUUCGCCAUCGCCCUGAACUACAUCCGGAUCGACUCCCUGCGACAGGAGGCCAACCUUGACCUUUGUUACCAGGCGCUGGACCUUCUCAAAGACGUGGUGAGAAACACGAAGUCUCAGUACUACAAGUGUAAGGCGCUCUGCUAUACGGGACUCCUCUUGCAGAGUAGGUCUGCCCUGAACAAGGGGUUUUCGGAAGACUGUAUCCGCGACAGCGGGUACUUUGAACAAGACCCUCUGGACUACUUCGGCGAGGCCAUACAGCAAGCCGGAGAGGACACCGCUAUUCUCAACAAACUCGCCAAAAUAUUUGUCCAAUCGGGGAGGUACCAGAUCGCCCUGGAUAUCCUCAACGUCUCUCGUGCCAUCGUGCCUGAGCAUGCGCAGAACUUCUUCGCCUUCAGUAUCAGCGCUCAGGCCAAUAAGAACAUGUACCUGGACCAGUUGGCAAAGUACCGACAGGGGACACUAGAGGGCCGCCCUGACAAGAAACUCCUCACCAAAGCCAAGGAAGACAUGCAAGCGAUCCUGGGCACCCGCACGGGGGUGCACGCGUACCUGGAACUGGCGGUGGUGUGCUACCAUCUCGGGGUGGAGACCAUGGACGAGUCGUCGGUGGUAGCGGAGUUCGAGCUGGCGCAGGCGGUGGAGUACGUGGCGCGCGCCCGGGACUGCGACAUGGGAAACUCGCUGCCGGAGGUCCAGCUCAUGAGGGGCAAGUGCCACAGGGCGAGAGGGGACGACUGGAAGGCGAUGGGCGCCUUCAAGCAGGCGGUGGGGAUGGAGCAUCUCAACGAGGGGGCUCCGCUCACUGAAUCCUUCAAGCUCCUGGGAGAAAUCAUCCUCACGCUGCACAGGCGUGACAAAACUUGGCGGGAAGACGCCAUUGUGGAAAUGGAACGCUGGGUAACGGAGGGCCGGAAGCGCUACGUCGACUUCCUCCCAGAGUUCCACACGUUUUGCAGGCAGAACUCAAGUGACGUCAUAGAGCUGGGAAAGGACAUGGUCAAGGCGGGAAAACUGGGGAUGGUCAGGCUCUGCCUAGAGGCCGUGUCCUCAGCAUAGGUUAAACAGGGUAAAACAUGCAAGGAGAAAUGCAAACACAUUUGUCAAGAGGAGUCCACAAUAUCCUGGGACAAUAUUACCGACGAUGCACUUUAAAAAGUCUCAGAAAAAAACCGUAAAAGCAUUUUUUUGAAUCUCUUAAUCCAGGCACAGCACAAAAUCAGCCAACUAAAUAUUAGAAGGAGAAAGUGAUUAAGAACUAAAAUCAUUUUUUCCAUUUUCCCGUUUCCAAAAUCGACUGGAAAAACGACCAACAAAGAGAGCACAAUGGAAAGCGUAUUCCAAACUUGUCAAGCCACCAAACUUAUUAUCAGAACAGUACAUGGAUACGAGAUUUAGGACACACAAUUAACGUUAGGUAAUGUGGAAAGAAUACUAGUACAUUUGCACUAUGCAAGUUGGUCUGAAGCAAUAAUGAUAGAAUGAAAAUACAGACUGAGAGUAUUUUACAUACACAAGCAAUGUGCAAAGAAAGCUGAUGUAGAACAAAAUUUUCACCGCAAUAAUCUAUUUCAAAGUGGAAAUUAACAAACAGAGAAUAUAUUUGACCAGACAUUUCAAUAGAGUUCUAUCUUAUUUAGAGCAAGAAGGAUUGCAAUUUAGUUAGAUACUACCUUUGAAACCGCAAGUCAGACUUAAACGCAGAUAGUAGACUCAGGAUUUGUAGACAUUUUUCGUAAUGCAUGCUGGAGAGGCUGUAUGCACAAGUUUUUUUUCUUUUAAUUUGUUUUGCAUAUUUUCAUAAGUAUGAUGUUUUAGUAGAUCUACUGUAUUGAUAUUUCGAAUUCUUAUGGCCAAAGCAUUAUUCAAGACAAGGUUUUAGCCUCCUUGUUCUAAAGAAUUCUCAAAGUGUGUUGAGCAGUAGUGCAAAGUCACUGCUAACAUUGAAAUGGAUAAACUGUCCUUCAAAUAGCUAUUGAUAGCUCUAUAUGAGAUAUAUGUAUGUACAAACACUGCUUUAUCAGAACGAAGCCACAAAAAUGUAAUAGAAGAGACUAUAUUUGGCUCACAAAUGCUGUUAAACAAUAAAGUAAUAGCUAUACUU